CCCACACUGGUGAAAAACCUUUUUCCUGCUCAGUUUGUGGUCACAGUUUCACUAACAAGAGAAACUUAGAAACACACACGCGAACCCACACCGGUGAAAAACCUUUUUCCUGCUCAGUUUGUGGUCAGGGAUUCACUUCAAAGAAAAUGUUAAAAAUACACUCAAUAACCCACACUGGAGAAAAACCUUUUGCCUGCUUAGAUUGUGGUAAAAAAUUCAUUAGCAAAAACAUCUUAAAAAGUCACACUAGAACUCACACUGGUGAGAAACCUUUUUCCUGCUCAGUUUGUGGUCAAAGAUUCACUGAAAAACAAAGCUUAAAAAUACACUCGAGAAUCCACACUGGUGAAAAACCUUUUUCCUGCUCAAUUUGUGGUCAGGGAUUCACUUCAAAGCAAAUCUUAAAAAGACACUCAAGAACCCACACCGGAGAAAAACCUUUUGCCUGCUCAGAUUGUGGUCAAAAAUUUAGUCGCAAGAACGACUUAAAGAAUCACACUCGAACACACACUGGUGAAAAACCUUUUUCCUGCUCAGUUUGUGGAAAAAGAUUCACUCAGAAGGGCGCCUUAAACACACACACAAGAACCCACACUGGUGAAAAACCUUUUUCUUGCUCAGUUUGUGGUCAAGUAUUCACUCAAAUUCACCACUUCAAAGUACAUACAAGAACCCACACUGGUGAAAAACCUUUUUCCUGCUCAGUUUGUGGAAAAAGAUUCACUCAGAAGAGCGCCUUAAACACACACACAAGAACCCACACUGGUGAAAAACCUUUUUCCUGCUCAUUUUGUGGUCAGGGAUUCACUUCAAAGCAAAUCUUAAAAAGACACUCAAGAACCCACACCGGAGAAAAACCUUUUUCCUGCUCAUUUUGUGGUCAGGGAUUCACUUCAAAGCCAAUCUUAAAAAGACACUCAAGAACCCACACCGGAGAAAAACCUUUUGCCUGCUCAGAUUGUGGUAAAAAAUUCAGUCAAAAGAACGACUUAAAAAUUCACACUAGAACCCACACCGGAGAAAAACCUUUUGCCUGCUCAGAUUGUGGUAAAAAAUUUAGUCGCAAGAUCGACUUAAAACGUCACACUCGAACACACACUGGUGAAAAACCUUUUUCCUGCUCAGUUUGUGGAAAAAGAUUCACUCAGGAGGGCGCCUUAAACACACACACAAGAACCCACACUGGUGAAAAACCUUUUUCCUGCUCAGUUUGUGGAAAAAGAUUCACUCAGAAGAGUGCCUUAGAAACACACACGAGAACCCACACCGGUGAAAAACCUUUUUCCUGCUCAUUUUGUGGUCAGGGAUUCACUGAAAAGCAAAGAUUAAAAAUUCACUUGAGAACCCACACUGGUGAAAAACCUUUUUCCUGCUCAGUUUGUGGUCAGGGAUUCACUUCAAAGAAAAUCUUAAAAAAACACUCAAGAACCCACACUGGAGAAAAACCUUUUGCCUGCGUAGAUUGUGGUAAAAAAAUUAAUUAGCAAAAACAUCUUAAAAAGUCACACUAGAACUCACACUGGUGAGAAACCUUUUUCCUGCUCAGUUUGUGGUCAAAGAUUUACUGAAAAGCAAAGCUUAAAAAUUCAAAAAUUCACUCGAGAACCCACACUGGUGAAAAACCUUUUUCCUGCUCAGUCU
Molecule: messenger RNA, 1641 nt
Organism: Corythoichthys intestinalis (scribbled pipefish)
Lineage: Eukaryota; Metazoa; Chordata; Actinopteri; Syngnathiformes; Syngnathidae
Product: gastrula zinc finger protein XlCGF26.1-like
Exons: 1
Coding region: 147-1484 (445 amino acids)
Source: RefSeq, a predicted model, not a curated record